AUGAAAUACUUUUAUUUGCCCUUCUUUCUCUUCUUUUCAGCAAUCAUCACGUUCUUCUUUCUGUUUCGCACUUCGAACAACACACUGAAAUACACUUCCAACAUUGAGGCUCCCGUGCAACCGCGGACUUAUUUCAAGAACUCGUUAAUCGAUUUUUCUCUUUUAAAUUACAAAGGGGAGUGUGGGAAGGUCUUUAAAUAUCCACCAAACAACAACCACGACGUAGUUAUCACUUCAUUUGAAUUAUCUGCUGGCAAAUGCUUUCCUGGACAGAUGUGGACGACCUUUGAGAGUGUCCGUUCAGCGUCCCCCAAUGCUCGGUUUGUGUUCCUACUCUUCAACGACCCGACACACUGUCGCGGGUAUAAGAAGCGACUGGACGAUUUAAGGGUUGAACCCGUUUAUGUUAAACCUACAAGCCGGGGGCAUGCCGUUGUUUUGCGAUACGUCGAGUACUACAAAUACUUAGCAGAACACGUCUCAGAGUUUGAUCGAGUAGUACUGAUGGACGCGCACGACGUCCUCUUUUUCGAUGACUUCUUCGCGACGUUCUCAAAAGACGAAGCUCAGUGGCUGACGGAAUGUUAUGGAACAAACAAGAAGAGGUGUUUAACAGCUAAGAACUACAAGUUACAUGGAAAGUGGUUACAAAGAUAUUUCUCUGAGGAGAUGAGGAAACGAUUUGAAGACAACGACUUGACAACUAUUAAUGGAGGAUUCGGGUUUGGGGGGGCUAAGAUAUGGUCGAACGUGUAA
This is a messenger RNA of Entamoeba invadens IP1, 756 nucleotides long. RefSeq lists its product as hypothetical. The transcript has a single exon. The coding region runs from base 1 to 756 and encodes 251 amino acids. The record is from RefSeq and is a predicted model, not a curated record. Lineage: Eukaryota; Evosea; Mastigamoebida; Endamoebidae.